AUGGCAUUCGUGGAAUGGCAGAACCAUCGUGACACAAAUUUAGAAGCUGCGUAUAGGAACAAAUACAAGCGUCUUCGAAAAUUAGCCAAAACGAUGAUUGAAUAUCGUCCGGAAGAAUAUUGGGACGAAGUAUGUGAGGGGAUAGAGAAGUCGAUCAAAAGUAACGAUCUUGCAACUGCAUUCUCGAUCAUGAGACGGCUUAAAAGAGGAAGUAAAAGAGUGGAAAACAUGCCAAUUGUAGACAAAAAUGGCAAAUUACUCGUGAACUCAACCGAUCAAUUAGAACGUUGGCGCAAGUAUUUUUGUGAAUCGUUGAAUGUUCAUUCAACUGUUGAUCCAUAUGUAAUAAAUAAGGUUCAAAUAACAAUACCAUCAAAAUUGGAGUUGGAACGACAGAACACGCAACCUUCUUUUGAAGAGGUGAAAAGAGCGUUAAAUCAAAUGAAAUCAAGAAAAGCUCCAGAAGGUGAUGAAGUGACAGCUGAUAUUCUAAAAGCUGGUGGUGAGCCAGUGAUAAAAUGGCUGCACGAAAUGUUCACCGAUAUGUGGGAGAAUGAGCAGGCGGUGAAGGAAUGCAGUUCAGCCACUCUAAUCAGGCUAUAUAAGAACAAAGGAGACAAAAAGCUAUGUGACAAUUACAGAGGUAUCUCGUUACUGAGUGUAACUGGCAAAAUAUUCUCACGUAUCAUUCUCAACCGUAUUCAAAAUUCGGUCGAUGAACGACUAUUAGAAAUACAAUCUAGUUUUCGAUCGAACAAAUCAACGAUUGAUCAAAUAUUCACACUGAAAAUGACUAUGGAAAGAAGGAGAGAGUUCAAUAAACCUUUGUUCAUGUGCUUCAUUGACAUUACAAAGGCUUACGACUCAGUCAGUCGUGAAGUGUUGUGGAGAAUAUGUCAAAGCUAUGGCAUUUUUGAAAAAUUGGUCAAUCUGCUACGAAUGCUAUAUAAGGAUUCAAAAGCAAAAGUAAAAAUUAAUGGAGAACUAUCAGACAGUUUCGACAUAGAAACAGGAGUAAUGCAAGAUGGAAUACCAUCUCCAAUGAUAUUCAAUAUCCUAUUUGAUUUUGUCAUUAGAAAAGUUAUUGAAGAGGCUAGCGUUGCUGAUGUAAAAUUUUCAUAUGGUAGUAAUGAUUUCUUUCACGGAAGUCGUGAAAAGUAUGAAAACUUUAAUGUCUUGGAUCUUCUAUAUGCAGACGAUUUGGCUGCAAUGUGUGAAACUACUGAUGAUCUGCAGAAAUUUAUAAGAUCGUUUGAAAAAAUCACACAACAAUUUGGCUUAACGAUGAGCGUUAAGAAAACAUGCAUUAUGACAUUACAGCAACUCAAGGAAGAUCAACAUGGAAAGGUUUUGAAAGGACAAGAAGUGGACCAUCCUAAUAUUGAUAUAAACAUUCGAAAUCAAAAGAUUGAAACAGUUGACUCUUUCACAUAUCUGGGAUGCACUAUUACCAGAGAUCAACGACAAGAUACAGAGCUAGAAAUCCGCCUAGCAAAAGCUGCUAGAGCAUUUAAUAUGCUACGAUAUUCAAUUUGGCAUAGAAAAUCGGUUUCAAUAGUAUCAAGACUCCGAAUUUUCAGAGCAUGUGUACUUCCAGUCUUAUUAUAUGGAAGCGAAGUUUGGUCGCUUACAAUAACUCAAGAGCGUAGAAUAACAAGUUUGUAUACGAGAUGUUUACGUACAAUCAUAGGAGUAAACUUAGGUGAUAGGAUGUCAAAUGACAAACUACUGGAAAUCACUGGACAACCAUCGAUCGAAGACAUCCUGCGUAGAAAUCGACUGAGAUGGUUCGGACAUGUGAAUAGAGCUGUAUACGAUGAUAAUGAAGCAUCAUUAAUGAAAAAGAUCAUGUUUUCAUACUUUCAUGACGAAAAAAGGCCGCAUAGUAUUGGAAUACGGAAAAGGUGGGAAGAUAAAGUCAUGCUCGAUAUCGAUGCACUUCAAAUUAGAAACUGGAGAAGUCUAACUCAGGAUAGAGAUAGAUGGCGAAAAGCAAUUAACAUAAAUGUACAAACUAAGGCAGUACAUAACAAUAUCAAAGAAAUUGUAUUUGAAUAUAAACAACGAGCAGUGGUAAGGAGAGUAAAAGAAAGAGCCGUAGCAUAG
Rotaria socialis is the source of this 2106-nucleotide messenger RNA. The record is from the annotation of a GenBank genome assembly. NCBI's taxonomy places the organism in Eukaryota, Metazoa, Rotifera, Eurotatoria, Philodinida, Philodinidae.